AUGCCGCUAUCUGGGGAUCCAAGUGGACACCAAGCUUCGUUGGGACUACCACCGCGAGAAGGUAAAAACGGGAGCGACGAAGCGACUCUCGGCUGUAUCAGCACUGGCCUCGUCAACAUGGGGCACGCGGGCCAUCAAUCCCCGGCAUGUAUACCGCGCAAUGAUCGUACCCCAGAUGCUUUAUGGAUGCUGGCGUGGCACAUCUUUGGAAAGAGCUACGCAACAAGAGGAGGCGCAAUGAUAAGGACUAUCCAGAGGAUCCAGAGACGGGCAGCUCAGAUCAUUCCAGGAGGCUUCCGGACAACGGCCGGUGCAGCAGUGGACGUCGGAUUUCAUCUACCCCCGGUACAACUGCAACUCGAGCAAAACGCGGUGGAAGCCACAAUGGGCAUUAGAACAACACCACUAUACGACGAUAUGGCCUCAACCGAGGCUGGCAGGGACGAGCCUGGAAGGCCCCUCCAAAGACGCAGCGAACAGAGCGCCUUCGACCGUCUCUCGAGGAUAUUAGAGACUAAGCACGGCGUGCGGCUCGAACUACUGGAGAAACAAAUACUACGCAUCUACACCGAUGGGAGUUGCAUCAACGGCCACGUCGGAGCGGCUGCUGUAAUACCCGCACCGCAGGUUAACGGACUCUAUACGAACCGAACUCAAUACAUGGGGACAUCCUGCACUUUGACGGUGUACGCGGCAGAGCUUAAAGGAUUAGUCCUAGAAUUGCAGAUAAUACUCGAUACACUACCAGCAUGCGUUCCCCCGAACAAGCGCGCCGUUAUAUUCACCGACAACCAAGCUGCCAUCCAAGCCAUCCUGAACCCCAAACACACGUCUGGACAAUACAUUCUGGCCGAGGCGGUACGAGCGCUUGACGAGCGCCGAAGACAAGGAUGGGAGAUGCAGUUUCGAUGGAUCUCGGCACAUGUCGGAGUGCCUGGAAACGAGGCUGCCGAUCAAGCCGCGAAAGAGGCCGCCGAGUCUGUUCCGAACGCAAGAGCGAACGCUGAACCGCCGCCAGAACCCGACUCUUUAUGGACACUCAUAGCAACCGCCAAGUCUACCAUUCGCCGAGCGAUGAAAAACGAGUGGGAACAGGCUUGGGAGAAAUGCAAACCUUGA
Penicillium subrubescens is the source of this 1119-nucleotide messenger RNA. RefSeq names its product ribonuclease H family protein. Gene Ontology annotation, molecular function: RNA-DNA hybrid ribonuclease activity; nucleic acid binding. The record is from RefSeq and is a predicted model, not a curated record. NCBI's taxonomy places the organism in Eukaryota, Fungi, Ascomycota, Eurotiomycetes, Eurotiales, Aspergillaceae. Gene Ontology annotation, biological process: DNA replication, removal of RNA primer. The coding region runs from base 1 to 1119 and encodes 372 amino acids. The transcript has 2 exons.